Messenger RNA from Melanaphis sacchari, 1318 nucleotides. RefSeq lists its product as uncharacterized. The transcript is spliced from 3 exons. Gene Ontology annotation, biological process: regulation of transcription by RNA polymerase II. The record is from RefSeq and is a predicted model, not a curated record. Gene Ontology annotation, molecular function: double-stranded DNA binding. Lineage: Eukaryota; Metazoa; Arthropoda; Insecta; Hemiptera; Aphididae. The coding region runs from base 215 to 1057 and encodes 280 amino acids. Gene Ontology annotation, cellular component: nucleus.
CGGAGCGUAUUUAUCUUUAUUGCACUAACGUCUUUGCUAUCGACGUUAUCGUUAAUCUAAUAGCGAUUUGUUCUAUAUAUGAGUGUAUUUAUAGGUGUAUGACUGAAUUAUUUGGGCAAGUAUAUUUACCCCGUCAGUUGUGUGUGAACUGUCUCGUGUAAUAAAUUCGUCCGUGCUCUGUAAAAUCUACCUAAAUAUUUAAAAAAAUUAUAAUAUGCCGAAAAUUUCACAAACUAGAAAAUUCGUUUUAGAAUUCGGCGAAAAUGUUUUUUCAACAGACGGUACUAUUCUAUUUUGUAAGAUCUGUGAAGUUAAAGUGAAUUGCGAAAAACGAUUUACAGUUACUCAACAUGUAAAAACGAAUAAACAUGAGCGGUUGUUAAAUCGUCAACGAAAUAAUAUGAAUAAAGUAUCAACUACACAACAGUUUUUCUCUUCAAGUACCUCCAAAAAAUGUGAAUUUUCAAAAGAUUUAUGUAAGUCAAUGAUGUGUGCUAAUAUUCCUCUUAAUAAAAUUAUGAAUACUGAAUUUCGGUCAUUCCUAGAAAAAUAUACCCUUAAAGAUAUUCCAUGUGAAUCUACUUUAAGAAAAACGUAUUUAAAUGAAUGUUACGAAGAAACAAUCGAUAAAAUUAGAAAACAUGUUGUUGGGAAUAAAAUUUGGGUAUCUAUCGAUGAAAGUACUGACGUCGAAGGUAGAUUUAUUGCGAACGUAAUAGUGGGAACAUUAUUGGUAGAUGAACCUGGUGACAUAUUUUUAUUGACAUCCGAAGUUCUUGAUAAAGUUAAUUUUUCAACAAUAGCUAAACUAUUUGAUGCAUCAAUGUUUACUUUGUGGCCAGAUGGAAUCCGGCACGAUGAUGUACUUUUAUUUGUAAGUGAUGCGGCUCCGUAUAUGAAAAAAGCUGGUACAGCUAUUAAAGCAUUAUAUUCAAAAAUGAUACACGUCACAUGUUUGGCUCACGGAAUGCAUAGAAUAGCAGAAGAAAUACGUAGUCAUUUCCCAAAGGUAGAUAAAUUAAUGUUUUGGAAAAAAACUGUGGUUUUAAUGAUUUAAAAAAAAUAUCAAGCAUUUUAACUGGUGAAGCAACGUCAAUGGAAGGACUACCAGAAGACUUAAAUGGGAAUGACUUGGCACACUUUAAAUACGCACCCAUAACUUCAUCGGAUAUUGAAAGAAGUUUUUCGCGCUACAAAAAUGUACUUACAGACAACCGUCGUUCGUUUGAGAUAGAAAAUAUCAAAAAAGCUCUGGUUAUUCAAUGCAAUACAUUUACGGAUUGAAAAAAUUACAAUCCACCAAACACAAAAUACAAGC